Messenger RNA from Pochonia chlamydosporia 170, 597 nucleotides. RefSeq names its product extracellular serine-rich protein. NCBI's taxonomy places the organism in Eukaryota, Fungi, Ascomycota, Sordariomycetes, Hypocreales, Clavicipitaceae. The record is from RefSeq and is a predicted model, not a curated record. The transcript is spliced from 2 exons. Bases 1 to 597 code for a protein of 198 amino acids.
AUGAUGUUCACCAAUACAAAGACCGCUGCCUUAUCCCUGUUGGCCGUCCAAGCAAGUGCAAAGACCAUCCAGAUUGCCGUUGGCAAAGAUGGCCAGGUCUUUACACCCAACUCCGUGACGGCUGCCAAGGGAGACAUCUUGGAGUAUCACUUCUACAAACAACACAGCGUCGCCAUGGCGGAUUUUGCCAGCCCUUGCGCCCCUGCUGCCAAGGGCGGUUUCUUCUCUGGUGUGAUACAGGUCUCUGGAAGCGGAGCCGGCCCAAAUGUUUUCCAGGUCACCGUGAACAGUACUGAUCCUGUAGCCUUUUACUGUACCGUCGCUAGCCACUGUGCGAACGGCAUGGUUGGUGUCGUCAACCCGUCAUCAACUGAUUCCCUGGACAAGUUGAAGACCGGUGCAAAGAAUUCCCAAAGCAAGGCUCCUCCCUCGAUAUUCGGUGGCAAGAUUGCCCAGGCGUCCACAAAUACAUCGGGCUCUCCUACAGGCACAGCAUCUGGUCCUCAAACCUCUAAAACUGGAGCAGCGUCACAUAUGGAAGCUUCUUUGGGAGGUAUUGGCGCUGCGGCUCUUGGAUUCGCCGCAAUGCUGGUGUAA